This is a messenger RNA of Penicillium argentinense, 831 nucleotides long. RefSeq lists its product as uncharacterized. The transcript is spliced from 2 exons. NCBI's taxonomy places the organism in Eukaryota, Fungi, Ascomycota, Eurotiomycetes, Eurotiales, Aspergillaceae. Bases 1 to 831 code for a protein of 276 amino acids. The record is from RefSeq and is a predicted model, not a curated record.
AUGUUUUCGACGCGGAGGCCGUGGUCUUUGCUGGGCGUUUUGGCGAUCUUCUUCUGCGCGACGUCCUGUCUGGCUGCCAGUGAUAGUCGCAAAUGCUAUAACCCCGACUCGUCACAAGCGACCGCAGAUGUCCCUUGUACGGAUGAUGAUGUUACCUUUUGUUGCAACAAGGGCGACAUCUGCAUGUCCAAUGGGCUAUGCUAUCUCCAGCAAUCGUCGGGAUUCGCAUUGUCGCGAGCAAGCUGUACCGACCUAAGCUGGAGCUCGUGCGGCUCCUAUAAAUACUGCUACGACUACAACAAGAACUCCGGAUUCCCAAUCGUUGCCGCAAACUUCGCCGGAAAUAAGACAGUCCACUGCUGCGGCACGGCUACCUACGACAACGGCACUGUCAGCUGCCCCAUGAGCUCGGUCUCCGUACCUGUCGGAACCGUCAUCCCAGGCCGCGCCGCUCUCGCAGUCAGCUCCACAUCAAACUCCACAAACUCCUCUUGUCCUGACUCCAGCUCUGGGUCUAGCUCCAGCUCAUCAUCAUCAUCUCGGGAAACAGCCAUCGGAGCCGGCGUUGGCGUGCCGCUUGGUGUCAUUGCGAUUGCUUCGUUGGCAUGGGCUUUUUGGGAGCGCAGAGGUCGGGUAAGAGCUCUUGCGCAGGCACAAUCUGCUCAGAGUGUUUCUGUGUACCCAGAUACUGCGCAGCCGCAACAACAGAUGGCGUAUUACUCGCGGCCUGCCGAGUUGGGGGCUCCUUCUGCGGAGUUGGGAGGUUCUGAAGCGGCGACGGAGUUGAGUCAUGAGGCGGGUCCGAAGCCUAGCGGUCACCUCUUAAGUUGA